Molecule: messenger RNA, 1493 nt
Organism: Botrytis sinoallii
Lineage: Eukaryota; Fungi; Ascomycota; Leotiomycetes; Helotiales; Sclerotiniaceae
Exons: 2
Coding region: 350-1360 (336 amino acids)
Cellular component (GO): fungal-type vacuole; plasma membrane
Source: RefSeq, a predicted model, not a curated record
GCAGCGCUGUCUACAAUCCAAUUAAUAUAUAGAAAUGCUGACAAUUCCCACGUAAGUUUCUUCUCUCUUUUACCGUCUUUCUGCCAAUUUAAGGUAAAUUCAUCUCUUUCACACAUCUGAUAUCAUUUUUGCCUACAAACGGAAACGGGAAACGUUUUCACGCCGUGUAAGAUUUUCUUACACAUCACUUUCGCCGCACCCUUACGUCUUACUUUUUCCCUCGUAUAUCAUAUUUUCAGCCUUCACUUGCCGAGUCAGUCUCUGGACACUCUUUAUCUUCUGGAUUUCUAUUAUCUCAUAAACUGAGGGACAACCUUUAUCGACACUUUAUUCUCACAUCAUCGCCACCAUGAAUUCCCUUCUUAUGCUUCUCCCUCGAAAUAAACUGGAUAGAUUCGCGGAUUGCACAGUCGACACAUGUCCGAUCUCUACAUCCUAUUAUUUCUAUCGUGUAUCAAUCGGCGCAAAUGCGGCUUUUCUCGCUCUUUUUAGCAUUUCAUUCCUUGGAUUUGUCUUUACAUAUGCAUUCACUCGUCGCGCAACCGCCUUCACAUUCGCUAUGUGCGCCGGUGUUAUACUUGAAGUAAUCGGCUAUGCGGGUCGUAUCAUGAGUUGGGAGAAUCAAUGGAAACAAGAUGGAUUUUUAAUGCAGAUUGUUUGCUUAACAAUCGCACCGGCAUUUAUGGCGGGAGGAAUCUAUUUGUGCUUGAGAAGAAUCGUAUAUGCUUUCGGACCGGAAAAUUCAAGGAUUAGUCCUGAGGCUUAUACCAGAAUUUUCAUUCCAUGUGAUCUUAUGUCACUUCUCCUGCAAGCUGCAGGUGGUGGUUUGGCAUCCGCAGCCUCACACUCAGGCAAAUCCCCAGAUACUGGAGAUAACAUCAUGGUAGCUGGUCUCGCGUUCCAAGUUUUCACGCUAUUCAUUUUCAUGAUCCUCUGCGUCGACUUUGCAUUACGCACACGUUCCCGAUACCGCUCCCUCGGUAACGCCGCAUUCGAUCAAAAUCCCGCUUUCAUAACACUUCGCUCUUCUAAAGCAUUUAAGGGGUUUUUAAUCGCUCUUGCCCUUGCUACGAUUUGUAUCUUCUGGAGAUCUGUAUACAGAGUCGCGGAAUUGGCAGAAGGAUGGACUGGGAAUCUUAUCAAGAAACAAAAUCUAUUCAUCGGAUUUGAAGGGGUUAUGGUUAUUGUGGCUUGCUUCGCGCUAAACUUGUUUAACCCUGCCAUUACCUUCAAGGAAGCAAUGACUGGGUUGGGUGGUUUAGGCACGAAGAAGAAGAUGAAGAAGGCAGGAGAAAAGACUAGCGAUGGGGUUAGUGCCAGUAACAGCGAUCUUGAGGCUGUUAAGGUAGCUCCUACUUAGAUUGUGUGUGCGACUUGACUUAGCAACAGUUUUGGAAAUGUUUUACGAAUAUAAUCUCAUAGCAUUUUACAAGCGUUUAUAGUUUUCUUUUAGAUAUCCUACAUAUAGUCGAAAUAUAUUUAAAUUUAUUGAG